Penicillium bovifimosum is the source of this 1602-nucleotide messenger RNA. RefSeq names its product putative pheromone processing carboxypeptidase (Sxa2) (gene sxa2). Gene Ontology annotation, molecular function: serine-type carboxypeptidase activity. Lineage: Eukaryota; Fungi; Ascomycota; Eurotiomycetes; Eurotiales; Aspergillaceae. The coding region runs from base 1 to 1602 and encodes 533 amino acids. The record is from RefSeq and is a predicted model, not a curated record. Gene Ontology annotation, biological process: proteolysis. The transcript is spliced from 4 exons.
AUGUUGCUCAAAUCAGUCCUCACGUCCGCUCUCCUGGCCCUUUCGCUUGGGUCGGAUGUGGUGACAGCUUCCAAGCAUGGACGCUUCGCCCAGAAAGCUCGUGCGCCACAGGAGAAGGCGAAACGAGCCAUUGAGGCUCGCAACCAUAACCAUGUAAAGUCGAAUAAGGAUUACCGCUUCUUGAAUAAGAAGACCAAGCCUUACCUGGUGGACUCCCUGCCCGAUGUCCCAUUUGAUAUCGGCGAGAUGUAUUCCGGUUUGGUGCCAAUCGAUGAACACAACAGCUCCAGAUCGUUGUUUUUCAUCUUUCAGCCUACCAUCAAUGAGCCUGUCGACGAAGUGACUAUCUGGCUUAAUGGUGGUCCUGGAUGUAGCUCGAUGGAGAGUUUCUUGCAGGAAACUGGUCGGUUCAUAUGGCAACCUGGUACCUUUGCACCGGUGGAGAACCCUUAUUCUUGGGUGAAUCUGACCAAUAUGCUGUGGGUUGAUCAACCGAUUGGAACGGGUUAUUCUGUCGGCACACCAACUGCUGAUUCUGAGGAGGAAACUGCUCAGGAUUUUGUCAAGUUCUUCAAGAACUUCCAGAAGACCUUCGGGAUUAAGAACUUCAAGAUCUAUGUCACCGGUGAGAGUUAUGCCGGGCGUUAUGUGCCCUAUAUCUCGGCUGCGAUGCUAGAUGAGGAAGACAAGGAGUACUUUGAUUUAGAUGGUGCGCUGGUAUACGAUCCAUGCAUUGGACAAUUCGACUACAUCCAGGAAGAAGUGCCCGUUGUGCCCUUCGUCCAGCAAAACGCGAACCUCUUCAACUUCAACGAAUCCUUCAUGGCCGAGCUUGAAAGCAAGCACAAGUCCUGCGGAUACGAGGAGUUCAUCGACAAGUAUCUCACCUUCCCACCACCGGAAGUCCAACCACCCAUGAUCUUCAAUUACACCACCAUGGCUGAUUGCGAUCUAUUCGACCUCGUUUACGAUGAAGUCUUCCACAUCAACCCCUGCUUCGACCUCUACGAGAUCAACCUAAUGUGCCCACUCCUCUGGGACGUCCUCGCCUUCCCCACCUCCCUCGACUACCAAGCCCCCGGCUCAACCGUCUACUUCGACCGUUCAGACGUCAAGCGCGCCCUCCACGCACCCCACGACACCUGGCACGGAUGCUCCGUCGAGCCCGUAUUCACCGGCCGCAACGCCGGCCCAGAACAGGAAGGCGAUAUCUCCGCGAAUCCGAUCGAGCAUGUCUUGCCGCAGGUUAUCGAGGCGACCAACCGCGUGCUCAUCGGCAACGGCGACUUUGACAUGGUCAUUAUCACCAACGGCACGCUCCUGGCUAUUCAGAACAUGACCUGGAAUGGGCAGCUCGGAUUCCAGGAAAAGCCUUCCACGCCUAUCGAUAUCACAAUGAAGGAUUUGAUGUACGCGGAUGUCUUUGCCGAGAACCGUGCUUCGGACCUCGAUGGGCCUCAGGGUAUUAUGGGUGUUCAGCACUAUGAGCGUGGUCUCAUGUGGGCUCAGACUUAUCAGUCUGGUCAUAUGCAGCCGCAGUACCAGCCUCGUGUGGCGUAUCGUCACCUUGAGUGGCUGCUUAGACGCACUGAGGAGAUUUAG